UUUAUGGGAGAACACGCACCAUCUAUGCAUUCAGAUGAUGAUGAUGCCACCCAGUCGAACCCUCCUGCUGCCUUUCAGACAGUCCCUACAGGGUCUUCUAUGUCUUCAACUGCUUCCAGGCGAAGACCGUCAUCACGAGGUGCCAGACCCAUGGUUCCUAGGACGUCUCCUAUUGCACGUACAUCCCCUCCACAGGGGUCAUCCUCCCGAGGGUCAUAUAGGGCCACACCUAAUGUACCUGCUUCCCCACCACGAAGGUCCACUUCACGCGCCUCCCAUUCUCGUGAGCAUCCGGUACACGAGCCUGCAAGACACUCGGUCCAUGGGACGUCAUACAGUGGUGUUUCAUAUGACCGUCUUCAACAAAUAUUAAUGGAACAUGAAAGAGGCAUCAACUCUCAGAUGCAACAACAAUUGGACCAACACGGUGCAAUGAUGCGCGCGGAGUGGGAGCGACAAUCGGCAUCGUUUCGUGAGGAUAUGCAAUCGUAUUGGCAACAACAAGCAUCUACGUUUCGGGGGGAGAUGCAGGACCAAUGGCAACAACAACAAUCGACAUUUCGGGGGGAGUUGCAAGACCAAUGGCAACAAUAACAAUCGACGUUUCGGGGGGAAUUGCAGGACCUAUGGCAACAACAAGCAUCGAUGUUUCGAGGGGAGUUACAGGACCAAUGGCAACAACAACAAUCGAUGUUUCGGGGGGAGAUGCAGGAAAAAAUGCAAUCAUUAAAUAAUCGAAUUACAGGACUUGAGGGUUCUUAUGUUCAAGCAUCUGAAUCAGUACAGUUAGACGAAUCAUCCG
Mangifera indica (mango) is the source of this 802-nucleotide messenger RNA. RefSeq lists its product as uncharacterized. The transcript has 2 exons. The coding region runs from base 4 to 594 and encodes 196 amino acids. Lineage: Eukaryota; Viridiplantae; Streptophyta; Magnoliopsida; Sapindales; Anacardiaceae. The record is from RefSeq and is a predicted model, not a curated record.